Molecule: messenger RNA, 807 nt
Organism: Knipowitschia caucasica
Lineage: Eukaryota; Metazoa; Chordata; Actinopteri; Gobiiformes; Gobiidae
Source: the annotation of a GenBank genome assembly
AUGAGUGAGAGGCGCAGUCUGCUGAGAGCUGCGGUGAAUGAGCGGCUGGCUGCGGCUGCAGAAGAGAUCUUUGUGCUUCUGGAGAGAACUAUAGCGGAGUAUGAGGAGGAAGUGUGUCGCUCCAAAGAGCAGAACCAGAGGAACCAGCAGCUGCUGGAGGCUCUGCUGACUCGGGGCUCAGACUCGUUCUGUCCUGAUCCCAGCCUGAAGCAGGAAACUCCACAGACUAUAGAGGAACCGUCAGAACAGGAGGAAGAGGAGGCAGAGGAGAGGCUGAAACAGGAGGAAGAGGAGGCAGAGGAGAGGCUGAAACAGGAGGAAGAGAAGCUCCCAGACUUCACUGCUGUGUGUGUGAAGAGUGAAGAGCAGUCCUCACUGAUUGAAGAAGACAGAGAGGAAGCACAGGGACAGCUCUGUGGAGGAGCAGACAUCAGCUCACAGACACAUUUACACUCAGAGACAGAAGAACAGAGACACCACUCUUACACUGACCAUGAUGAAGACCCUGAUGAAGACCAUGAUGAAGACUAUGAUGAAGACCAUGAUGAAGACUGGGUACAUCCAGGCAGCAGUUCUACUGCACAGAUGCAGACAGAGGCUGAGGGAGACCUCUACAACCAAGUCCACACACAGGGACUGUCAGGGACCGGACCCAGAGACCUGCUGUCAGGGACCGGACCCAGAGACCUGCUGUCAGGGACCGGACCCAGAGACCUGCUGUCAGGGACCGGACCCAGAGACCUGCUACAGCGUUCUCCUCUGCCUCUGACUCACACCUGGAGGACCGCCCUGCACACCCCAGGUUGA